ACUGACUUUUUUACUUUUCUUCCACGGAAAAUACUCCUGCUCUCUUUUCUUCCUCCACCGCCUAUACCUUAUUCCUCUCUCUGUCUCUCUCUCCAUUGUUGGAUGUUGGACAUGGCGGAAUCAGCAGCGCUCUAUUUCUCGUCAAGCUUCCAUCUUCUACCGGUUCUCUGCCGGCCGGCAGAUCCAUUAUACCCGAAGCAAAACUUCGCCUCUUCUUCAUCCUCUUCUGUUCGCUCUCGUUCGGUUCGCACUAUCCGAUGCCGAUCUGGGGAUUCCGGCGAGGGCGGCUGCUUCGGGGGGGACCCUUAUGGCCCGUAUCCAUGGGAAUCUUCUACCCCUUCCGAUGAACCGACUUUCCAAUGGAUUCCUGAAGAUAAAAUUACUCUCUUUACCUCUGAAGGACUUGUUCAAAUUGGGGGUUCCCUUGUUCCUCGCCGCUUUCCUACUUCAGAUAAGAGACGAAGGACGUCAAAGGCUUCUCAAAGGUCCCAGAGGUUUCGAGAGAGUUAUUACAUGGAUCCUAAUCAAGUCCUUUGUCUCGGUGCCCUUUUUGAUAUUGCAGCUACAAAUGGACUUGACAUGGGAAGAAGGCUAUGCAUCUUUGGUUUUUGCCGUUCCAUUGAGAUGCUAAGUGAUGUUGUAGAAGACACCGUCUUGGAGCAUGGCGGCGAGGUUUUUACAGCAGAGAAGGCAAGCAAUGAAGGUUUACAAGAGAAACUGACCAUGACUGUUGCAGUGCCAUUGCUAUGGGGAGUUCCUCCAGCUUCCGAGACCCUGCGAUUUGCCGUCCGGAGCGGCGGAGGCAUAGUGGAGAAAGUCUAUUGGCAAUGGGAUUUCUUGUAGAGAAACUGAUGGAAGCAAUUUGUCCUUACUGUACAGAUUUGCUGCUGCUCUUGAGCUUGUAGCAUAUAUCCAUUUAUCAUGUAAAUGUAACAUUUGUCCUUGUAAAAAUUCUUCAAUAGCUGAUAACAUUGUUUCAGCUCAUCUGCCCUGCCCUGCUGCUCACAAUGAGCGCAGGGGUGAUGCAUGAUGGAUUAUGAUCACAAUGAAGAUCCCAUUGCAUGAGCACUAUA
This is a messenger RNA of Dendrobium catenatum, 1073 nucleotides long. RefSeq lists its product as uncharacterized. Lineage: Eukaryota; Viridiplantae; Streptophyta; Magnoliopsida; Asparagales; Orchidaceae. Bases 103 to 843 code for a protein of 246 amino acids. The transcript is spliced from 5 exons. The record is from RefSeq and is a predicted model, not a curated record.